AUGGACUGCUUCCUGCAAAUAUACCGUCUGGUAAAGAGCCCGUUUACACGCAACAAGCAUCGGGUUUUGGAGAUUGGCCCUCCAACAAAUUUCCGAAAGGAAGAGUUACCGAAUUUCUUCGCCGAUGAUGACGCAAUUACCCUGCACAGCCGCACGGCACACGAGAAGGAUGCGGUAGUGAACACGGUCGAGGCGGAGCCCUCGAAACGGGAUAAAAUCAGGAGUCAUGUUCGCAAGAUGAGUGUCAAGAUGUCUCGGCCGCUCAUUGACGCGCAGUGA
Molecule: messenger RNA, 279 nt
Organism: Aspergillus puulaauensis
Lineage: Eukaryota; Fungi; Ascomycota; Eurotiomycetes; Eurotiales; Aspergillaceae
Exons: 3
Coding region: 1-279 (92 amino acids)
Source: RefSeq, a predicted model, not a curated record